This is a messenger RNA of Racocetra persica, 822 nucleotides long. Lineage: Eukaryota; Fungi; Glomeromycota; Glomeromycetes; Diversisporales; Gigasporaceae. The record is from the annotation of a GenBank genome assembly.
UCUCGAAAAAAAAAGAUUAUGGGAAUAGAGGAAAAUGCUAAAUUUGGAAACAAGCAAAGAAAAACGUUUUGCACAGAUUUAUUUAAUCUAAACAUCACGAAUUAUAAACAAAUUCAUACGGGGAUUGGUAAAUUUGAUCAAGAAGCAAUGUUUAAACUUGUUUCAAACACUCUAAAAACUCCAUCGACAACAGGAGAAUAUGAAGUAAUAAUGAUAUUAGAUACAUCACCUGCAGAAAUAUUUCCAAGGAUUACCAAAGUAAUUCCAUAUUCACCAUGUAUUAUUAAAGAGUCUAAAAAAAUCUUAAAAAAAUUAAAGUCUUAUAUAGCUGUUCAUUGGAGAAUGGAGCAAAGACAGCCUGAAUUAAUGCCAAAAUGUGCCAAGAAACUAAUUAAAACAUUAAAAAAACUUCAAAAACGAUAUGGAAUAAAAUAUGUAUAUUUGGCAACUGAUUUUCCACUUAAUGGCGGUAAUCCCCAAUCACUAACAUUUCAUAAUAUUUCUAAUUUUCAUAAAGAAGCUAUUGAAAUACUUGGACUAAAUGGUACUAUUGCAAAUAGUUCCGAUCACAUAAAAAUUGAUUCGUGGAUUUCAAUGGACGCUUUCUCACAAAUUAGAGACGACCCAAAAUAUGAAUCAGAAUUUAAUAGUGCUGGUAUACACGGAAUACUUGAUAAAUUAGUUUGCAUAAAUGCAAAGUAUUUCUUAAUGGGCCCGAAUGAUUGUGCUAGGACGUCUAGUUCUUUCACAAGAGCUAUCGUUACUGAAAGGCAAAAGUUGAAGGAUAAAGAUAAUUUGAUUAAUAUUGUUUCUUCUUGGUGA